AUGAAGGAGAGGCUGUUCUCCAGACGGGUGAUCCCGGACUACCGCGUCGAAACGGCUGCGCGAGCCCUUGGCCGGCCCAACUCCAUCCCCGCAGGAACCGGCCAUAGAGUGCAGAGUCUUUCUGUACCACAAGUCGCGUCUGUUUUGGACUUUCCGGGAACCUACCCUGGGGUGUCAGGCCUGGAGGAUCCGUGUUACUGGCUCACCUCCGAUCUCCGGAUUAAGGAGGGCCGUAUCACCACACGCGGCUGUGCCCUAGCCGAGGGUUACCCUGUGAAGAUGCCACAGCCUGCGCAAUAUACCAAGGCUAUGUUCCUUCUCAGCCUUCGCGAUAUUGCCAGGCAGGCCACAUACACCCACUGGGAGGUGGCGCUGAACUAUCUGCUGGGCGACGUGAUGGAGGGCGAGGAGAACCAGCUCUCCGGUUCGAGGAUCUCGGAGGGCCGUUCCGCAAGUACGUGGGACUGA
Molecule: messenger RNA, 468 nt
Organism: Aspergillus tanneri
Lineage: Eukaryota; Fungi; Ascomycota; Eurotiomycetes; Eurotiales; Aspergillaceae
Exons: 2
Coding region: 1-468 (155 amino acids)
Source: RefSeq, a predicted model, not a curated record